CUAGGGAGCUGUCAAGAACCUCACCCGCAGCAAGUUUAUCUUCAGAUAUUUUAUUUUCAUCAUGCUAUUUAUGUCUUAUGUCUCCAUAUACGCACAUGUAAAACCAUCUUUAAAAGCUUUUCACUGAUUUAACGGAUUAUCUAUUGAAAAGAUCCCAGAGUUCUCUGCUGUGUUCCCUCUCACCAUGGCGACAGUAGUGAUGGAGCAAAUUGGUCGUUUGUUCAUCAAUGUCCAGCAGCUUCGCCAGAUUCCCCAGUUCCUGGAGUCUGCAUUUCCAAAGCUGCCCUGCACCGUGACUGUCAAUGAUGUACCCUGGGUAUUCAAAGAACCCCACAUAUUCACAGGCUACCGGUUGCCUGACCAGAGCUGGCGCUACUACUUCCUCACGCUCUUCCAGAGGCACAAUGAGACAGUCAAUGUGUGGACUCACCUGCUGGCUUCACUGAUUAUCCUUGUCAAAUUCCGUGAAGUGUCGGAAACAGUGGACUUCUUGCGAGACCCCCACGCCCAGCCACUCUUCAUUGUGCUUUUGGCAGCGUUCACCUACCUGGUCUGCAGUGUGCUGGCCCACCUGCUCUCAGCCAAGUCUGAGCUCUCCCACUACACCUUCUACUUUCUGGACUACGUGGGCGUGGCUGUCUACCAGUACGGCAGUGCCCUGGCCCACUUCUACUAUGUGGUUGAGGAGGAGUGGCAUACUCGAGUCCAAGGGCUCUUCCUGCCGGCUGCUGCCUUCCUGGCUUGGCUGUCCUGUGCGGGGUGCUGCUAUGGCAAGUACGUGAGUCAGCGCCUGCCUAGAUACACGCACAAGUUCUUCCAGGUUGUGCCCUCAGGCUUGGCCUACUGCUUAGACAUCAGCCCAGUGGUGCAUCGCAUUUAUCAGUGUUACAGCUCUCCUCAGAGCUGCAUCGACCAAGCCGUGACCUACCACUGCUACCAGAUCCUGUUCUUCUUGGUGAGUGCCUACUUCUUUGCAUACCCACACCCGGAGUGCUGGUUCCCUGGGCGGUGUGACUUCAUUGGUCAAGGCCACCAGAUAUUCCAUGUGUUCCUGGUGCUGUGCACACUCGUGCAGAUCGAGGCUGUGCGCCUUGACUACAGUGAGCGGCGGCCCCUGUAUGAACGUCUCCAUGGCGACUUGGCUCAUGAUGCCGUUGCUCUCUUCAUCUUCACGGCGUGCUGCAGCGCUCUGACCGCGUUCUACAUGCGCAAGCGAGUUAAAGCCUAUCUAGAAGAAAAGCAGGAAUAGCUGUCUUGAGGAGGCAAGGAUUGAGGAAAAGGCACCAUAACCUCACUGGCCCUGAAGGAAAAGAUCACACUGGUAUACUAAAGACACAGAAUGUUAUGGACAAACUGCUGUUAAAUUGUGUCUUGUGGAUAUGAAUGUGGGGAGUUGUUUGUUUUGUUCUUUGUUCCAUAUCCUGCCAUAAUGUAUUUUCAGUCAGCAACAUAGUGUUUAUAUCUACACUGCACUUCUACCUUAAAACUCUCAAAUUAAGAAAAAACCUGGAAGUGAGUAAGGAGGUUUUGUUCUGAUAUCUGCUCAUGUUUUGCUCUAAAGGGGUCAGUGAGAAGCCUUUCGCACCUAGCAUAAAUAUGCGGUUAAUUUUGUGGGAUAAAAGUCACUGCAAAUGGGAUUACGAAGAGAUGUAAAGAGAAUCUUUGUGUAACACUAACUGACUAUGUUUAUGUAGCAGUAGUGAGAAUUGAGAUUUUUUUAAAGUUGGACCCAAACAAGUGGUGCUUUAAAGUUAGGCAGUUAGAGUAUGGUUGCUAGAAGAGAUACUUGAAGGCAGCUUUUUCAUUCAUCAGGACCAAUAGCCAAUUCUGUAUUGUAUAUUUGGGCAGAAAAAAUCAAAAGCAGUCAUUCCACUUCAGUUGCAUCAUGCGUGAGCUGAAAAACACAAAAGAGGACUAUGCUGAUUGGUGUCAUGCCCUUAGUUACACUGUUUUUCAUGAGUUAAAACAGUGAACUGCAAUUACUGAGUGUUUUGUUUGCCUCCAACAUUGUUGUCCCAUGUUGGUUUAAAUUAGUUUGCCUACUUUUUUCAGAUGGUACAUUUGCCAAAAUGUUUUAGGCUUAUGAUUUUUUUUUUACUACAUCAUGGUCCUGUAAGGCAGGUCGAUUUUACUAAUGUAUUUGUCCCACAUUAAACAUUUGAAGGAUCCUUUCAUUUGUUUAUGUUGUUAAAAGGGGCCUUGAAAAGUCAUUGCAUUUUAUGCUUUUUUGUAAAGAAAUCAUUCUUAAAAGUUAAAUUUCAUCCAUUGUUGAGUAAAUUAAUUGAUUUUAGGCCUAUAUAUAAUUUGAGAUCUUUAUUAUUAACAUUUUGCCAAAGAGGCUUCAAAUGAAUUGAAGACAAAUUAAUGAUGUGCCCUUGUUAAUUUAAAUGUCUGUCUUUGUUAUCAGGAUGCUCCUUUUGUACCCAAAGGGCUACAUUGUCAGCGUUUGCCUUUACAUACUUCAUGAUGUCAAUGCCUUUGUGCAUAUUGCCCACUGCUUGAUGUUUCUAGUAGUUAAAAAAUGUUGGAAUGUGUGUUCUGAUGUACCUGAGUACAUGCAUGCAUUCAUGGGCAAGUGUAGGUGUGGUGAGUGUGUAUGGUAUGUAUGGUGUAAGUAUUCCACUUAGUUCCUCGUGAUAAGAAAUAUGACAUUUUUUUGGUCCAACACUCACACAUACUUUAAUUACAUGUUCAUGUUAUUCAGAAUUCUGCAUGGCCAUCAAAUUGAAAAUGGCGCAUGCUUCUCAGUUCUCUGUUGUGAUAGAUAAUCUGCCACCAGAUCAUGGGCCAGUUUCCCAAAAACUUUAUUUUAGUGCAGACAUCACUGCACGAUAGUAGAAAAGCACUUUUGGAACAAUCUACUUAAUUGGGGAUCUUGAUACUUAAUUGCUUUUUGGAGACCGCACAGUGCGGUUUUGGAAGAUGGCAGUGUUUUGUGUACUGUAAUUGCACCAGCAGAGUAUGAUGGAUAUGAUGUCAGUGAUAGAUGCACUCACAGACUGUUGACAUAAUAGAGUAGGGUCUCAGUCUGAUGAAGUGACUGAUGGAUGAACUGAUGAUGAUGAUGAUUUCUAUGGCAAGAAUUGUGUCAUAAAAUGAUGUCAAUGUCAGCAAUUUCUUUGUAAAGGCCCCAAAGAUAAAGAUUAUUAAGCAGUGACCAAGUAUAUUACUUAUGGGGCUAAUAUGUAAGUAUUAAGUAUUAAGUGCCACAAGAAAUCUGAUGAGCAGUAAGUGCUCAUUAGCAGACCUGCAGCCUAUUCAGCACCAUUUGAUGCAGCUAAUUUACCCUGUGUGAGAGAGAAUGAGAGAGACUUUAAUGCUUAUUAAAAGCAUUGGUGCACAUGCUGAGGGAAGGCAAAGAGCUGACUUGAUGUCAUUGAGGAAACAGCAAAAGAGGAGGUGAGCCCAAGACAUAACCAAGCUUGGACUUACUGCCUGUCUGCACUUAGGCUGCAGUUGAAAUGGACAACCCCACUAAACCUCAUGACUGACUCUGUUAAACUGUGGACCUAGUUUAUAAUUUCAACAGGAAUAAGUACUUGGCCCCUGAUCUCUGAUUCAGCAAAGGGAUCUAAACCGGUUUUCACAUACUUGUGCUUUAAACAUUGUCAUGAUGGUUGGGGUUUUGUGGGCUCUGGUAAGAUCGUGGCAAGACAUUAAUCAUGGGAAGAGUUCAUUUAUUGUUUCCCCUGAGCUAGCAGUGGUGGGACCCUCCUGGUGCUCAGUGGUCUUAAUGCUGAGCUCUCACAUGCUGACUUGGGCUAACACUCUUUAAUACAUGUCCUAAUGUGGAGUUAGGCAAAGAUCAAGAAUGUAUAUUAUCUACUUUAAAAGUUAAAACAAUGUAUAAAACAUACUUAUGUUGAUGUAAUGUGGAGUUUCAAUAAAACAACAUGCUAUUG
Molecule: messenger RNA, 3902 nt
Organism: Electrophorus electricus (electric eel)
Lineage: Eukaryota; Metazoa; Chordata; Actinopteri; Gymnotiformes; Gymnotidae
Gene: paqr7b
Product: progestin and adipoQ receptor family member VII, b
Biological process (GO): response to steroid hormone
Cellular component (GO): plasma membrane
Molecular function (GO): nuclear steroid receptor activity; steroid binding
Source: RefSeq, a predicted model, not a curated record